AUGGCUGAUCAAGGAAGAGGCUUCCCAACCAGAUGCAGAUGCGGAGAGGCUGUAAGAAUUGGUAUGUCGAGGACAGCCAAAAACCCAGGAAGAUUGUUUCACUCUUGUCCAAGAAGAUCCGAAGAGACUCAAUGGUAUCACACUUUUAAAUGGACUGAUCAGUGUAUGGUUGAAGAGAUUGAGGAUUUGAAGUUGAAAAUGGAUAAUGUGGAAGAAGACUCAAUCACAUUUCAAAAGAGUGUUAAUGCUUGUGAAACAAAGGUUGGAACUCUCCAAAUGGAAACUCGUGUUUGUGAAACUAUGGUUGAAAAGGAGAUAAGAGAGUGCAAAAUGGAGCUGCGCAGCUUGAAGAAUAUGGUCGAUUGA
This is a messenger RNA of Camelina sativa (false flax), 366 nucleotides long. The record is from RefSeq and is a predicted model, not a curated record. NCBI's taxonomy places the organism in Eukaryota, Viridiplantae, Streptophyta, Magnoliopsida, Brassicales, Brassicaceae.